Molecule: messenger RNA, 795 nt
Organism: Olea europaea var. sylvestris
Lineage: Eukaryota; Viridiplantae; Streptophyta; Magnoliopsida; Lamiales; Oleaceae
Product: replication factor C subunit 2-like
Exons: 7
Coding region: 98-763 (221 amino acids)
Biological process (GO): DNA-templated DNA replication; DNA repair
Cellular component (GO): nucleus; DNA replication factor C complex
Molecular function (GO): DNA clamp loader activity; DNA binding; ATP hydrolysis activity
Source: RefSeq, a predicted model, not a curated record
AUUUUCUUUUCUCGGUAAUAAAUAAAGCGGGAAAAGGCACACUCCAUAGAGUGAAAAUUCUUCAAUUCAGAGCACACAGGCUACCGAGGAAGAAGCGAUGGCGCCACUGUUGCAGAGCUCUCAGCCAUGGGUGGAAAAAUAUCGACCAAAGCAAGUUAAAGACGUGGCUCACCAAGACGAAGUCGUUCGAGUCCUCACCAACACCCUCGAGACCACCAAUUGUCCGCACAUGUUAUUUUAUGGGCCUCCGGGUACUGGUAAAACAACUACUGCUCUGGCCAUUGCUCAUCAGCUGUUCGGGUACUAUCUUUAUUUGAGGAAGAGAAGUCAAAGAAAUAUAACUGCUGGAUGUUCCUUGAUACAAUUAUUAUUGGUCGACUUAUUUUCUUUAAAAUUGAAUUUUCUUCCAGAGCGAUAUGCUGACUUUUGCAGCAUGCCUAUUUUUCAGGUUAUCCCGGGAGAGGUUGUCCAGGCUCUCUUUUUAGCUUGUAAAAGUGGUAAUUUUGACUUGGCAAACAAGGAAGUGAGUAAUUUGAUAGCCGAAGGAUAUCCAGUUUCUCAGAUGCUUUCUCAGUUGUAUGACGUGGUUGUUGAGGCGGAUAAUAUAUCAGAUGAGCAGAAAGCAAGAAUAUGCAAGAAAUUUGCUGAAGCAGAUAAGUGUCUUAUAGAUGGAGCGGAUGAGUAUUUGCAGCUGUUGGAUGUGGCAAGCAAUACGAUGCGUGCACUUUGCAACAUGCCACAAGAUUUUUCCUCGGGGUAUUAGGUAGCUAUCUUCCUGUUAAUGUGGAAAGCAAA